UACCUUAUUUUGAAAUGUAUUAUCGUUGCUGGCUUUACAUAUUAUCUAUAACCAAUAUCGUUUUAACGAAUUUCAGACCUGGACUCUAUUGCAAACUGCUUUAGGUCCUUGAUAACUAAACUUCCCCUAGUGUAAUUAGACGUGUUGGUGUCAUUUUAGGAGUGGAUGUACAAGAAGCCUGUUUGAGCUGUAGGAUGCUGUACUCUAAAGGCUGUCAGAGUCCACUGGACAAUAAACACGAUCUUCAGUCCAGUCGGAUUUUCAUUGCCGUCUAAAUGAAACCGAUUAACUGAAGGUUUAGUAUUUGCGGUUGUGCACAAGAAGAUGAAAGCUAACAUGUUAAAGAAAAAAAAGAAAAUAACCAAACAGCUGCAAAAUGUUGAUGAAGAGCCGUUGCCAUCAAAUAGUGAUGACAUCAGUAUCGACAUGGAUAAAACCAAAACAUCUAAUAACACUCAGGACUGUGUUAUGGACGCCUGUCCCGAGGUCACACAGAUGAGAACAGAACAAGAAGAGCUGGAGGCUUUGGGAGUCCUAACUGUGUCAUCUGAACAACACCAACAACAGAAGCAACAGCCUCAUCCUCCUGCUUUCAGAGCAUUCAUUCCAAAGACAGAACCAGACUGUGUCCCCUUAAACCCACCCAGUUUUCAGAUCAAAACUGAGCCUGGCAUUUAUGAAGUGCUGCAGAGAGAGUCUGCCUUGAUUGUGAAGGAGGAAGUGAAGCUUGAGACACCAGAUGAAAACUCUGUGGGUGCUUCUGGCCUGGAGAAAAACUCAGCUUCUUCCUCCCUGGUUUUUCCUUGCCCCCAUUGCUCUGUGACUUUCACUGAGUUUACAUACCUGGACAAACACCUCAAAUGGUGCCAUCAAAGUGAAUAUCUGGCAUGGGUAAAAAACCACAAAGUCUACAACUGCUCUAAAAUAUCCUCUGGGAUGCUCAGCUGCUCGAUGUGUCACUAUUGGUUCUUCUCUCAGACGCAGUUGGAGACCCACAUGCGCAAGGCACACCUUCCCACGCCCAAACCCACCCGAAAGCGCUACACCUGCCCGCAGUGUGAUCGUAGCUUCGAUUACAUCGGUAACCUGCAAAACCACUGCCGCAGAUGCCAUGGCUUAGCCACGGUGUGUAAAGAUGGACAUAUUAGCUGUGCCGCAUGCGGUAAAAGCUUUGCCGGAGUCUGGGGUCUCGGACCACAUCGCUGCCACGAGGACGAGAUGAAACCCAAAGUGGAUGUCGACGAACCCAUUUGCACGGACCGUGGCUACUUGUGCCGAGAUUGUGGCAAGAACUGCUCUACGCUUCAGUGUCUGACGAUACACAAACGCACUCACACGGGCGAGAAGCCGUUCGUCUGCGAAGACUGCGGCCGUAGGUUUCAUGAUAUGGGGAGUCUGCGGAAGCAUAAAGUCAUCCAUACGGGAAUCCGGCCUUACAAAUGCCCCGAAUGCGAUAAAGAGUUUGCCAGGAUGGCCCACCUUAGAUGCCAUCUGCGAACCCACACUGGGGAAAGGCCGUACCAGUGCCCCCAGUGCGGGAUGAGAUUCAGCCACUUAUCGACGCUUCGUAUCCACCAAGAAGUUCACUCUAAGGAAAAAGCAUUUCCGUGCCCCGACUGCGGCAAAACAUUCUCAGCGCUAAGGUACGUGAAGGUCCACCAAAGAGCGCACAACUCAGAGCGAAUGUUGCAGUGCAGAGAGUGCACAAAGACAUUUUCACGGGAGGACGUGCUGAAGAAACACCUGCGCAUUCACACGGGAGAACGGCCAUACUUCUGCAACGUCUGCAGCAAGCGUUUCGUCCGUAUACAGCACCUGAAAAACCACAUGCGCACGCACACCGGCGAGAAACCGUACCGCUGCGAGCAGUGCGGCUCCAGUUACGCCCAGUCUGGCGAUUUGACCAAACACAUAAGGAGACACACAGGGGAAAAACCCUACGCCUGUUCUGACUGCGACCGCCGCUUCAACAACUCAGGCGACCUGAGCAAGCACAGGCGCAGUCACACGGGCCACAGACCCUACAAGUGUACGGAGUGCGGGAAAAGUUUUCUUCUGCCCCAGCACCUGAAGUUACACAAACAAACGCACACGGGCGAGAGGCCUUACAGCUGCCCGCGGUGUCUCCGCACCUUCACUCGCUCGCACCAUCUUUCUCAACACAUGGAAAAGCACAUUUGAGGAUAAGAGUUCUGCACCAUAAAAUGAUUGGGUGUUUUUUGAUGAAUUGGAAAGUAGUUUACUUAAAAAGUAAAUGAAUCCAGAUGCAUUGUCUUCCUUUCUGGACUGCCCUUAAAGGUUUAGCAUAUAGUUAUUUUGCAUGCUCAACUCCACUGGAGACAUUAAAUGAAUAGAAUUAAUGCCUUAUUAGUUCACUUUCAAAUUAACAUUACCCCAAGCUUUACUCACCCUCAAGCCAUCCUAGGUGUAUAUGUCUUUCUUCUUUCUGAUGAGCACAAUCUGAGAUAUAUUAAAUAUCCUGACGAAUCCAAGCUUUAUAAUGGCAGUGAGCGAUACCAAUGAGUAUAAGCUUAAGAAAGCGCUUCCAUCCACAUCCAUCCAUCAUAAACAUACUCCACACAUCUCCGGGGGGUUAAUAAAGUCUUUCUGAAGUGAAGCGAUGUGUUUGUGUGAAAAAAUAUCCAUAUUUAACAAGUUAUGAAGUAAAAUAUCUAGCUUCUGCCAGACUGCCUUCCGUAUUCAACUUAUGAAGAAAGUGUAAAACUCUCGCUGUUCAAAAAGCUUACACUAUGUCCUACGCCUUCCCUUUUCAACUUACGGAAAAAGCUUAAAUGACGUGACGCCAUCUCUGUUUUUUCAUAAUUUUUUUUUUUUUUUUACACAAACACAUCGCUUCACUUCAGAAGGCCUUUAUUAACACCCCGGAGCUGUGUGGAGUAUGUUUUGCUUUGGAUGGAGGCACUUUCUUGAGCUUCAUAUUCAUUGUUUCCUGUUUACUGCCAUUAUAAAGCUCGGAAUGCGUCAGGAUAUUUAUUAAUAUUUCUCAGAUUGUGUUCAUCAGAAAGAAGAAAGUCAUACACACCUAGGAUGGCUUGAGGGUGAGUAAAGCUUGGGGUAAUUUUCAUUCGAAAGUGAACUAAUCCUUUAAAUCUGGAAAACAAAAAACAAACAGUGCUUUGACUUUAAUGUAUCUAUUUAAAGGUGCAGGCAGCACUAGCAGUGCAGAUUAAAUUGUAAAAUAAUUUAAAGAAACUGUUGGUUCAUAACAAUGAACGAGGAUGUGACUUCUACUUCAUUUGUUUAAAAAGACUGCUGUGGCAUAAUAAUAAUCUAUGAGCUUUAUUAUGGAAGCAUUUAAUGGCUGCAUCUAUAAAUUGAGGUCAAAAUUUCUCUUUUUGCUCAACACUCAACGCAUCUGAAAUAUGAUGAAACGAUGAAUGAGGCAGAAAGGUACAGAAUGUUUUAUUUCUGUUUCUACAUAUGUAUUGCCAACUAAGUGUAAGCAGUUUGUUUGUUAAUAUAAAAGUGACAUUAUGCACUUUUGCCUCAUAUUCAUCUUUUAAUAUUUUCAGAUGCCUUGUAUACUGCAAAAAAGCAAUUUUGUCUCUGCUAUCCUAAUGCUUUAUGGAGGGCACUGUAUAUCUACCUUUGUGUGUUGAAUUUUCAUCAAGUAAAUACUGUAAUGGGUUGGUUAUUUUACAGUUUAUUGUUGUAGCUGAUCCUAAAUUCCUUCCAUUUAGUGUUAAUGUUCAAUGCCAAAGUAUUUUGAGGGUAAGAUAAUUUAAUAAUUAUUAUUGUGGCUUGUUAAGAUGAAAGUAAUUUUACAUGUAUGCAUUGAAGCACUGAUAACUUGAUCAUACUGAUGUAAAUCAGUAUGAAGCUCUAAGAUAUAAGUUCCUAAUUUUUCAAUUAAUUUUGAAAUAUAUGACUUGUGCUCACUAAAACUUUACUACUAAACCUGGUUUCGUCAUUGUAUUGGCUUGUACUGUGCAUCUGAAACUGUAUUCUUAUCUUAAAUAAACAGUAAAAUACAAUAUUGUAACCAUG
Molecule: messenger RNA, 4008 nt
Organism: Ctenopharyngodon idella (grass carp)
Lineage: Eukaryota; Metazoa; Chordata; Actinopteri; Cypriniformes; Xenocyprididae
Product: zinc finger protein 883
Exons: 3
Coding region: 325-2181 (618 amino acids)
Biological process (GO): regulation of transcription by RNA polymerase II
Cellular component (GO): nucleus
Molecular function (GO): DNA-binding transcription activator activity, RNA polymerase II-specific; RNA polymerase II cis-regulatory region sequence-specific DNA binding
Source: RefSeq, a predicted model, not a curated record